Phoenix dactylifera (date palm) is the source of this 640-nucleotide messenger RNA. RefSeq names its product MYB-like transcription factor ETC3. Gene Ontology annotation, biological process: cell differentiation; regulation of DNA-templated transcription. Gene Ontology annotation, cellular component: nucleus. Lineage: Eukaryota; Viridiplantae; Streptophyta; Magnoliopsida; Arecales; Arecaceae. Gene Ontology annotation, molecular function: transcription cis-regulatory region binding. The record is from RefSeq and is a predicted model, not a curated record.
ACAACUCAUUUUUUGACCAAAAAAAAAAAUACAACUCAAACGUAUGCACGUACGAAUCCUUGUUCCCUGACAAAGAUGGAGCGGAAGCAUCCUAUGGACUGGCUUGCCUGCUUCCUCCGCUUUUUAAGUCUUCUGAUUCCAUUUUCCAUCAUCUCUGGAGCUAUGGAUCGCUGCAGGUGCGGAAAACAGCCCGGGACCUCAGAUGGUGACUCUCAAGAGGUGACAAGCACCGAGUGGGAGAGCAUCAACCUCUCAGAACAAGAAGAAGACCUCGUUUACAGAAUGUAUAGGCUCGUAGGUGACAGGUGGACUCUCAUAGCAGGUCGGAUCCCAGGCAGGAAACCAGAAGAAAUAGAGAGGUUUUGGAUAAUGAGGCAUGGGGAGCGGUUUGCUGAGAAGAGGCUGAGGAGAGCAGGCCGAGAGCAGAAUUUCAAUUAGAAAUGGAUGGUGCCGACGGCAUUGCAAUAUCUAUCAUCUGUACGUGUUAUUUCUCUGGCGUGUCCUUCAAUUAUUGUGCUCCGGACCCACUUUAUGGCCCAUAGUACGGUCAUGGACCGCCUGUCCUCUGUAAUAUCAUCUGCAUUUUUAAUAUUUUUGGUUUGUCUGCGUGAGAAGAUCAACUAGUUCAUCGCAUUGAGGA